CGACGUAGCGCACAUGCGCAUUCGCGAGACGCCACGAAUAACCAAUCAGAAUCCAACAUAGCGACAGGUUUGUGUUGAGAGACAGAAGUGAGCGGAGAGAAAGAACGACUGGCGAUAUUGGAGUGAACGACAAACAAUCGACAUCGACGUCACGUGAUCAUGACAGACAACGGACGCGCCGGUUCCAAGUCUCCGCUUCACGUUCACGUCGGUAAAGGCACUCCCGUUCACGUGCACGUCAAGCACGGCGCCGGCGUUCGACCCGGAGAGUCACUGCGAAGCCAAGGCUCUUUGCGACUUCCUAAAACGUCUACAUUGAGGAGCAGUACAGGUGGUCGUAAGAGCGUGAGUGGAAGUCGACCAUUUGAUGGUCCGUGGGUGCCACCACCGGCCAAGACAACGAAACCAGCUCGACUCACUUGGCAGGGUCCCACUCAUCGACUGGAGAUAUCUCGUCCUGGAGACAACGAUGGUGGGGAUUUGAGGAUGAGUGACUUGUCUUCAGAGACGGGAUCUGAUGUCAUACGGGGUUACGAACGUAAAAUUGACAGUUUGAUGACAGAAGUUGGUGAACUAAAGAACGAGGUUGAUCUACAGAAGUCGCUACACGAAGUGGAGAAGAAGACUGGAGAGCUACGGAUGUCACAACGAAUGUUGGCCGAGAAAGAAGACGAAAUAGAGGAUUGUCGAGCUGAACUGGAAGCAUCAGAAAUCGAAGCGUCUCGACUCAAACAUUCAGUCGACAAACUCCAAGACGACAUUACCAACAGCCGUGUAGACGUACAGAGAACGAGCGCACAGAGAAAUUCCCUGCUGAAGAAACUGGUUGAGGUAGAGGUGGACGCGGAUGCUGCCGCAAAGCAAGCGAAUGCAUUGAAAGAUUCAGUGAGGAAACUGGAACGCAGCAAGUUGAUAUCUUCGGUCAGAGCUUCUGAUUUGAGGAGACAGCGUGACUUGUUGGUGGAACGGCUGGCAGACUUUGACACGACGAAUAAAACGUUGAGGAAAAUGUUGAGACAAACUCAACGAGAUGAAAAAGCUGCAGCCAGUCUAAGCAACCAACGAGACACGCUUGUGCAGAGACUCACAGAAUCGCAAACUCACGGAGAGCGGCUUGCGGACGAGGUGGCAGAGAGGGAGAGACAGAUUCGUCUUCUUUCAGCUCAAGUGGAAGCAGACAAGGAACAGUCUCAUGCAUAUCAAGAGUUACGUCAGACAAUAGACGAAGCUCGUUUCCGUCUACAGGAACAACUCGCAUCGAAAGAAUCCGAAUGUCGUUCGUUAAAGUCUCGUGUUCAAAGUAUGGAGCAUCAGAUACAACAAGAACGAGCUGAAACGUCUCACUUAGAGCAGCUUUUAGAUGAGACUAAGGGAAGAUUGACGAAAGACAAAGAGGCUUUGAAACGAGCAACAAAACAUCAAAAAGAGAGAGCAGCACGUGGUGAGGAAACAAUCGAAUCUCUAUCAGCACAACUCGCACAACGGGAGGCAGAAGUCACCGAACAUCGAGCUCAAAGUGAACAACUACGAGACGAAAACGUUCGAGUGUCAAGAAAGAAGGCACAGAGUGAAUUAGAGAUUGCACGACUUCAGAGUCAAGUUGAGGAGCUGCAGCAUCUUGUGGAGACUUUGAGGGAGACGUCAAAGCUACAGCUGGUGAACUAUACAGAAGAGAAUGAAAGAUUGAAGUCUCUUGUAAGAUCCCUUGAACAUCAACAAGAAGCAGCUCAACAAGAUGCUUCUGUCAAGCUUUCUCAAAGUCGUCAUGAAGUCGAGAGAACGGCCAAUCAAAAGGAGCAGGAAAUGGAACGAGUGAAGCAGCAAUCACAGCUGGAGAUUGAGAAAGUCAGAUUUCAGUUUCAGCAGAAACUUGGUGAAUUGGAACCACUUCCAGAGCUACUGAAAACAAGCGAGAUGCGACUACAAGAUGCACAGGAACGGAUCAGCAGCUACGACCGAAAGUCAAUCGAACAAGCACAACUCAUGUCAGACAUGACAGUCAAGGUGGAAAGCCAGAGUCAACAGUUGGAGAGCUUGAGAGACAAGUAUCAUUCACUAAUGGAAGAGAAUAGAUCACUGACUGCUCAAGUGGACUCAAUUGAGAGGAAGAUGGCUGAGACAGAGCAGCAUAAUAGGGAGUUGGUGUCUUUAGCAGCAAAGAAGGAGGAAUCACUGCAGAGAGCAAUGAGUCAGAUUGAAGAUCUGGGCCAUGAGAGUAGCACAACAAAACGACAGUUGGACACAACUCUUAGUGAAUCACGUCGACAGCGUGAAGAUAUCAAAGACAGAGCAGCAGUGAAGGAACGUACUGCACAGGCUCGAAUCACUGACUUGGAGGGACAACUGGGUCGACUGAAUCAGACGAAUAGUCAACUGAGAAGAGACAAGGAAGAGACUGAACGACGAUCAAAGUCUAAAAUCUACAGUCUUCAGGAUCAACUGGAACAAUCACAGGCGAACAAUAGAAACAUGGAGAACUACGUGCGCUUUCUCAAAGCCUCGUACGUGAACACGUACAGCGACACGAGUCCACUGGCUGCGUCACUACGAUGAUGAACGUAGACGAUUGCGUUUGAAUUGCUGAAGACUGGACAGCGAGACAUAAACGUGUUUUGUUAGUGAACGAGUCAAUAAACGAUUAGUUGGUUUGCAUGGUCAAAAUUUGAAGUGUGAAAUAAAGACGUCUUGAGUGUUGGUAA
Corticium candelabrum is the source of this 2699-nucleotide messenger RNA. Its product is annotated as outer dense fiber protein 2-like. The coding region runs from base 160 to 2553 and encodes 797 amino acids. The transcript has 26 exons. Gene Ontology annotation, cellular component: centrosome. Lineage: Eukaryota; Metazoa; Porifera; Homoscleromorpha; Homosclerophorida; Plakinidae. The record is from RefSeq and is a predicted model, not a curated record. Gene Ontology annotation, biological process: regulation of cilium assembly.